AUGGGCGGCCCCCUCCCCUUGGCGCUGGCGCUCGCCCUGCUGCUCGCCAGCGGCAGCUCCGCUCCCGUUAAGUACGACACGGCUCCCAAACGGGAUGGGGGAAAAAUCACUGCCCAUUUGGUGCCACACACGCACGAUGACCCUGGAUGGCUGAAGACCUUUGACCAGUACACUUUUGGAAUCAAGCAGCACAUUCAGAGUGCUGGAGUGAUAUACGUUCUUGAGACCGUAGUUCGAGCGCUGCUCGAAGAUGUGAAUCGAAAAUUUGUCUAUGGAGAAAUGUCUUACUUCAGCAAGUGGUGGAGCCUUCAGUCGGAUGAGCGGAAGGAUGAAGUCAAGUAUCUCAUCGAGCGGGGUCAGUUGGAGUUUGUGAAUGGAGGAUGGGUGCAGCACGAUGAAGCGGCAGCACAUUAUGUGGCCAUGAUUGAUCAGACGACACAAGGCCACAGGUUUCUGAAGGAGGAGUUCAACAUCACGCCCCGAAUCGGCUGGCAGCUUGACCCCUUUGGGCACUCUGCAACGCACGCAAGCCUCAUGUCAGCAGGAGCAGGCUUCGAUGCACUGUUCUUUGCUCGGAUAGAUUAUCAGGAUCGCUAUGUUCGAAACAACAACAGCGAAAUUGAGAUGGUAUGGCGUGCUUCGCCCUCCUUUGGUGUCGAUGCCGAUAUUUUCACUGGAGCACUUGCACGUGGCCACUAUUCAGCUCCCCCUGGUUUUGGCUGGGAGUGGGGACAGUGGAUGCAAGAUGGCAUUGUGGACGAUGAAUCUUCUCCUGAGUACAACAUGCCCAACAGGGUGGAGGAUUUUGUCAACCUUGUCCUGGCAUAUGCCAACUACUCCCAGGGCAACAACGUCCUGAUCUUGAUGGGCAAUGAUUUUGCAUAUGCAGACUCGUGGUCCUGGUUCCUCAACAUUGACAAGCUCAUCCAUUACGUCAACAAGGAUGGAAGGAUCAGAGUACAAUAUUCAACACCCACCGAAUAUGUUGAAGAAAAGCAUUCAGAGGACCUAACUUGGACAGUGAAGACAGAUGACUUCUUCCCAUAUGCUGAUCAUGAGCACUGCUACUGGACAGGCUACUUCACAAGCCGCCCAACCUCCAAGUCAUACAUUCGGCACGCAACCUCAUAUCUUCAGGCUGCUCGACAGCUCGAGGCAGUCGUUGGCUAUGCCUCACAUGGCCCCAACACUGGAAGCCUUGAGAGUGCAGUGUCCUUGGCUCAGCACCAUGACAGCAUCACCGGGACUGCAAAGGCUCAUGUGGCCCAGGACUACCAUCGCAGGCUGUCCAUGGGCCUGGAGGAGUCUGGCAAGCUGGCCAUGUCAGUGCUUUGGCAGCUUGCCAGCGGCAAGCUGAGAGAUCAAGGAAGGCCUCUCUGGCGACCUCAGGAGGGUGAACAAAACAUUGCUCGGGCUCUUCUGCAACAGGACCGAAAUCAGGAGUCCAAGCGAGCCUUGACACAGACUACCCAGAGCUGGUCUGGGCCUUUUGAGGAUUGUUUGCUGCUAAAUGCCAGCAUCUGCCCAACCUCUGUCCUGGCUUCAGCAAAAUUGAGGAACAUGUAUGUAGUUGCUUACAAUUCUCUGGGCUGGCCACGCAAAGAGACCAUCCGGGUGCCCCUGAGCCCAGGAGCAGGACGGGCAUGGGCAGUCAAGGGAACUAACGGAACACUGCUGGAGUCCCAAGUCGUGGACGUCUCAAACAUCACCACAAGGCUCCAAGGGAUCCUUCUUGAUACAAAUCACACAUUAUCCAAUGCGAGCGAUGGAUCGCAUGAGCUGGUGUUCAUGGGAGAAAUCCCCCCAAUGGGCUUUUCGAUGUUCACCGUAUGCCCAAUGUUGCUGAACAAUGGUGAAGGCACUGGAACUCCAAGGAACGUGCAGGAGGCGUCUGCACAGCAUCAUGGAGGCAGCGAGCGUGGAGGUCAGGGCACUACGGAUGCUGCAGAAAGUCGAUCAGAUCAGGAGCAAGUUGGCGCAGAUGCACCUCACCGAGCAGGUCACAGUGAGCCCUCAGCCUGCACAGAUGACUGCAGCCAGGGAGUUUACCCACUAUCCAAGAUGCCAAAGGCAGCAAAAGGUGUGGUGGCACUGGAUAAUGGCUUGCUGCGCAUCAAUUUCAACAAACAUACAGGGCGUCUUGUCAGCAUCGAAAACCCGGAGGCAGGGUACGGCAUCAAGGCAGGCCACUCCCUUGACUGGUACCACUCAUUUUACAACAAGAGCGAAGCGGGCAUGAACUCGGGGGCAUACCUCUUCCACCCCAGAAACAAGUCUGCCCUGCUACAACGUGGGACCGAGGUGCAGACGAGGCACAUCCAGGGCAGGGUUGUGAGUGAAGUUGUGCAGGAAUACUCAAGCUGGGCGUCGCUGACUUGGCGACUGUGGUCAGGGGAGAGGCAUGUUGAGAUGGAGUGGACCGUGGGGCCCAUCCCCAUCAACGACAACGUGGGGAAGGAGGUCGUCAGCACAUUCAACACCAGUCUGCCAUCGGGCAACGAGUUCUACACAGAUUCCAAUGGACGAGAGAUGGUAAGACGUGUGAAGGACUUCAGACCGACCUGGACCUUGAAUGUCACCGAUCCAAUUGCAGGGAACUACUACCCCAUCACAGCUGCCGCAUGCAUAAGGCACAAGCCCUCCAAUGGCAGCGAUGGCGUUUACCAACCAGGGUUCGAAUUCGCUGUAGUGACAGACAGGGCACAGGGGGCAGCCUCCCUGAAUUCAGGCGCCCUGGAAGUGAUGCUGCACAGGCGGAUUCUGCACGACGAUUUUCGAGGAGUUGGUGAGGCGCUGAACGAAACGAUGUGCGGGUGUCGGAACUGUGACUGCGUUGGGCUGGUGGCCAGGGGAGUGCACUACAUCACGUUUCAGCCAGACAACAGGUCUGCACGCAUUCGAAGACAUCUUCAGCAGCGCCUGAACGACCCUCUGCUGCUGGGCUUCGGGCAUGGCCCCCCAAACCGGUUUCCAGGCAUUACAUCCUGGUCGGCAUUGCAGGAGGGUCAGUCCCUCCCUGCCAACGUGCACCUCCUCACCCUGCAGGACAUGGGAGUGGCCUCUGGGACACAGACGCUGCUGAGGCUCGCGCACAUGUUUCAGGUGGAUGAGGACGAGGAGCUGUCCUCACCCGCUGAAGUGGACCUGGGGAGCUUGUUUCCGGGUUGCAGCAUGGAAGAGCUCACUAUCUCUGCCAACCAGCCUGUCAGGGGUGUCGACAGGUUGCGGUGGAAAACAGCCGGUGGUGCUGCUCCACCAGGAACCUCCACGGACGAUGAACAUGCGGUUGUUCGUAAAGUCCUUGAGCUGCACCCAAGCGUUGGGUGUGCCUCCCAAAGCUGUUUUACUUUGAAACCCAUGCAGAUCUUGACGUUGCUGGUGACAUGUCCAUGA
Messenger RNA from Ostreobium quekettii, 3393 nucleotides. The record is from the annotation of a GenBank genome assembly. NCBI's taxonomy places the organism in Eukaryota, Viridiplantae, Chlorophyta, Ulvophyceae, Bryopsidales, Ostreobiaceae.